UGGUAGGUCAACAUCACACACUCCACUCCGGCUGCAUUGACCCACACAACUAUCAGCUCCAACUCGUUCUGCUGGUAUUUAUCAAACACAAUCAAGCUUUAAUGUGGCUCAGCGAUAUGUGUGUGUGCGUAUAUAGAAUAGGGAAGUGAUAAAAAGGAUCCUGCCUAUUAAAUGCCAGGAUCACGAACACACACACACUUGUUCAGGGUUUAUAUUGCUCUGCUGUAACACACUUAGAUCAAACCAGGGGACAGGAGAAAGACAGCGCGGUGGUGUCCCUAUGAGGCAGUGACUUGUGCGCGUGUUUUUGACUGAGGAGCGCCUCUCGGUGGCCAAGCCAUGCAGAUGCAGGAUCUGAUUUGGCAGUUCCGGGUGCCCGAACUGGGUGAUUUCAGGCAAUAUGUGCGUAGUCUGCCUACUAACACUCUAAUGGGCAUGGGUGCGUUCGCCGCCAUCACCACCUACUGGCUCGCCACCCGACCGCGAGCCCUGAAGCCCCCCUGCGACCUCGCCAUGCAGUCUGUGGAGAUCGAGGGUGGUGAACACGUUCGCCGUUCCACCCUCCUGGACAGCGACAGGUUGAUGACACACUUCUACGAUGACGCACGGACCAUGUACGAGGUGUUCCUGCGUGGAAUCCGGGUGUCCAAUAAUGGUCCUUGCUUGGGAUCAAGAAGAGCUAAGCAGCCGUAUGAAUGGCUCUCGUACAAAGAGGUCGCAUUGAGAGCCGAGAUGAUUGGCUCUGCGUUGCUCCACAGAGGUCACAGUAAAGCAGGAGACAAAUACAUUGGUAUCUUCUCCCAGAACAGACCUGAGUGGACUAUAUCGGAGCUGGCUUGCUACACCUACUCACUGGUGGCUGUUCCGCUGUAUGACACACUGGGCAAAGAUGCCAUCAGCUACAUCAUAGACAAAGCUGAGAUCUCGACGGUGAUCUGUGACGUGGUGGAGAAGGUGCACACGCUGCUGGAGUGUGUGUCGGGUCGAAAGCACAGCAUCAGGACCAUCGUACUGAUGGAGGACAUGGACAGUGAGCUCACUUCACAAGCAGAAAAGGAGGGCAUCCAGGUCAUCAGCCUGAGGAUACUGGAGUCUCUCGGCAAAGCCAAUCACAGACGCCCUGUGCCUCCUGAACCUGAGGACCUCGCGCUGAUCUGCUUCACAAGUGGAACCACAGGGAAUCCGAAAGGUGCUUUACUCACCCACGGCAACGUCAUCUCCAACUGCGCCGCCUUCAUCCGCAUCACCCAGGAAAAGAUAAAGAUGAAUCGUCGUGACAUUAUCAUCUCCUUCUUGCCUCUUGCUCACACGUUUGAGAGAGUGAUGGAGAUUGUGAUCCUCGUGCACGGAGCGAGGAUCGGUUACUUUCAGGGCGACAUCCGGAUGCUGAUGGACGAUCUGAAGACACUGAAACCGACCAUUUUCCCCGUCGUACCCCGACUCCUUAACCGCAUGUUCGACAAGAUCUUCGGGCAGGCAAACACGCCGCUGAAACGCUGGCUGCUCGACUUCGCCACCAGGAGGAAAGAGUCGGAACUGCGCAGCGGCGUGGUGAGGAAGGACAGCAUGUGGGACAAACUCAUCUUCAACAAAGUGCAGGUGAGCCUGGGUGGGCGUGUGAGGCUGAUGAUCACCGGCGCCGCGCCCGUUUCCCCUACAGUGCUGACGUUCCUGAGGGCCGCCCUCGGCUGCCAGUUUUAUGAAGGUUAUGGACAGACCGAGUGCACUGCAGGAUGCUCCAUGUCUCUGCCAGGAGACUGGACGGCAGGUCACGUGGGACCUCCUUUACCGUGUAAUUAUAUUAAACUGAUAGACGUGGCAGAGAUGAGCUACUACGCGGACAACGGUGAGGGGGAGGUGUGUGUAAAAGGACCGAACGUCUUCCAGGGAUAUCUGAAAGAUCCGGAGAAGACUGCGGAGGCCAUCGAUAAAGACGGCUGGCUGCACACGGGUGACAUCGGCAAAUGGCUUCCGAAUGGCACUCUGAAGAUCAUAGACAGGAAGAAGCACAUCUUUAAGCUGGCUCAGGGCGAGUACAUCGCUCCCGAGAAGAUCGAGAACGUCUACAUUCACAGCGACCCCGUGGCUCAGGUCUUCGUCCAUGGAGAGAGUCUGCAGUCGUGUUUAGUGGGGAUUGUAGUACCAGACCCUGACAUGCUUCCAGGAUGGGCGAAGAAAAGAGGACUCGUGGGAUCCUACCUCGAGCUGUGCAAGAGCAAGGAAGUGAAAAACGCCAUUUUAGAGGACAUGCUGCGGUUAGGGCAGGAGGGAGGCCUGAAGUCCUUCGAGCAGGUGAGAGACAUCGCCGUGAGCCCUGUGCUGUUCUCCGUGCAGAACGGCCUCCUCACGCCCACCCUGAAGGCUAAGAGAACCGAGCUGAGGAACCACUUCAAAGAACAAAUCGCUCAGCUUUACGCCAAGAUCAGGAUGUAGGCACAAACUCAGAAGGUGGAGAAAGCCGGAGAGGAAGAGGACGAGGAGUGGGAGUGGGGUGGGACAUGAUUGGAAACUUUCUUAAAACCCAUCAGCUCCUAAUUAAGUGCAGUUAUAAUGAUGUCCACUUGGUGGCGCUAUCCAAAAACACUCCAGCCUAUGGUAUUUAGGUAACCAGUGUGAUUUUUAUUAUAUACAAUGCCUUCAGGCCGGUAAAGGCCUUCCGUCCAUCAAAAAAAAAAAUUGCAGGAACAGAUAAAAGGUAAAAAUGCACCUAAACUUAAAAAAAUAAUAAAAAAUUCACUCCAGUUUAAAAAUGUUUAUUUUUUUUCUCCAAAGCUGUUGCUUUAAAAUGUCCUUUUAUUGAAAUCAAUACUCUAAUUAAAUUCUACCUUUCGGUUGAUCGAUUUUUCAAAAUUUCUGUAAUAUCUUUAAAAACUGUAUUAGUUUAGUCGUUAGCUUGUGUACGCUGGUUGAUCUACCUGCUGAGUCGCGCUGGUCUCUUUCUCUGUGCCAUGUGCUGAUUGUACAGUAUACAAAACAUUUCUGUGUAGUGCCAAAGACGUGACAUCACCACGUCAGAUUACAUUUGUAGCGUUGACGCAAACCUUUUUUUUUUUUUUGUCAUGAAUAGUUAAAACUCAAACAUGAUUUUAUUAUAUUUUAGAGCCGGACAUAUUUUCCAUGUGACACGUUUUAAACGAAGGGGGAAAAAUCCGUCCUUUAUUAUUUGGUUGUGGGGAAAUAAUCAAUGUUAGGAAGUUGAUUAUUUGUUCUAACAUGUUCCGAAAUGUGUUUUAUUCCUUUUACACCGCAGCAGUUUAAUUAAUCACAACAUACCCUUUAUAUAUUUAUACUUUGGUUUGACGUUCAUGGAGCAGCCGUAACACUAGUUAGUUCCUGUUCUGGAUAUGUUAUAGCUGUUAGUUUCCUUUCUCUUUAGAAGACAAAAACAAGCAGACUGUAAGAAGCACAAACUCCUGAACGGCAUUUUAAUCCGUUAGCGCGGAUCGCUUGUCGUACACGUCAUCACAAAACUAUAGAAACGCAUUAGAACAAGUACAUAGCUGCACUGAUCUGAUGUUUUAGAUGAAGUUCAUUUCAAUCAAACGCUUAUCUAACAUGCCUAAGCAGGGUAUAAGUUUUAGAUACAUUUAUCUGAGACAUUGGUUCAUUAAGAAAAAAAAAAUCUAAAGUUGCAAGUAAAUAACGCUGCCGCUUCUGUUCUACGAAAUGUUUUGUACAGAUCUAUUUAUGUUCUAAAUAUAUAUAUUUUGUGUAUAACAAUUGCAGUACUGUAACAGUCUUUGUGAAAUAAAUUAAUGUAUUGCA
Messenger RNA from Clarias gariepinus (North African catfish), 3765 nucleotides. It is a transcript of the gene acsl1a, whose product is annotated as acyl-CoA synthetase long chain family member 1a. Bases 340 to 2433 code for a protein of 697 amino acids. The transcript has 21 exons. The record is from RefSeq and is a predicted model, not a curated record. Gene Ontology annotation, cellular component: membrane; endoplasmic reticulum. Gene Ontology annotation, biological process: very long-chain fatty acid metabolic process; long-chain fatty acid metabolic process; long-chain fatty-acyl-CoA biosynthetic process. Gene Ontology annotation, molecular function: arachidonate-CoA ligase activity. NCBI's taxonomy places the organism in Eukaryota, Metazoa, Chordata, Actinopteri, Siluriformes, Clariidae.